AUGAAUAAAAGUCACAAAGGUGGUAGAUUACUUAAGAAAAAAAUAUUAUAAGAAGUAUAGGAAAAAGAUGAUUAUUAUGACGACGAAGAUUUAUUAACUAAUGAAGAAUUAAAAAUGAUGUAAGCAAAUGCAAAAAAUGCUAAGAAUAAGAUCUAAAUUAGAGUUAAAUCAGAUAGUUUAUUAAAUGAAUAUUCGUACAAAUAAAAAAUGUUAGGAAAAACGAAUAACUCCUUCUACUAAAAUAGAAAUGGCAUUAAUACAAAAAAAAUGAACAAUUAAACUACUUAUAAAUCUGAUAAAUUAAUUUUGGAUGAAGAAGAAGAUGAAGAAGAAGAAAAUGUAUUAAGAGAAUUAAACGUUAUUGAUGUUAAAGAUAUUUUAGAAGAUGCACGUAGAAAAUCAGAAGGUAAUAAUAACUAGUAAAAAAAGAACUAAGAUGCUCUAUGCUUAAUAUUAGCUCAAAUGCUUCUUAAAAAUAAAAUAAACAAAGAAAAUGCCUUCGAAAUACCUCUUCCAGAUGUUAAGAAUAUGUCUGAUUUUGCAAAGGUAAGCGAAGCUUCUUGGUAGAAAUUAUCUAGCUCUAUCGAUUCUGGUUCGAAGAUAUAUGGAUAUAGAGUAGAUAGCUUGCACUAAGAAUCAUUUAAGAUGCUUAGUGGUUUGAUUAGAUCUGAGUUUAUUAACAAAGAUGAAGAUCAUCAUGGCAAAUAAGAGCAAGACAGUGAAGACCUUAUUAAUAAAGAAAGGGAAAAGAUAUUUAAGAAAAAUAAAAAGAUAAAUGAAUCUACCAUUGAAAAAAAUUUAUCUAACAUUACAUUGAAUAAGUAUGAUAUAUAGUUUGAAGUAGAUCCUUUAUUCUGCAAAACUAGUGAAAAAUUUGAUGAUAGCAGCUCUAAAGGAAUUCUUUUAAAUAAUAUAAAGAUAGACUCUAAUUUAAAAUUAUUAAUUGAUUCAGAAAAUUUUGUACACAAUCUACCUUAGGAUUCAAGUGCAAGAUAAUCUUUAGAUAAAGAUUAGCAAAAUACUCCUAUGAAGAAAAAAUCCGACAAAAAAAAAGUUAAAGGACUAUAUAAAAAUGAGAAAUUAUCUCUCUAGAAUAUUUAGAUAAGAAGUGAUUUAUACGAGCUAGAGCUCUGUAGUGGUUUAGAAAAUUUUGUAGGCAAUAUGCUAAACUUGGAAGAUUCUAACAAGAAAUUUAAUAGAACUGUAAUAGAAGAAAACGAUGAAGAAUAUCAGUAAGAUAAUGAUGAUUUGAACUCCCAUAAAAAAUUAGUUGAUGAACUAGUUAUGAAUUAAAAUGAACAAGAAUUAAUUAAUGAUAUUCAAAUGAUUUUAACUCAAACAGCUAAGAAAGGAAAAACUGCCAUGAAAAUGAGUUAAAAGAGCAUAUUAAACGAAUCUCAAGACAGUGCAUUUCAUUAAGAAAACCAAAUUAUCUCAACAAAUAUGAGUCCUUUUUAAGAUAUAUAAUUUAACUCUUAAAAUCAAAAAAGCGAAUAUUUAAGUGAAAAAUUAAGAUAAAGUUAAUUUCUUAAUAGUACCAAUAAUUAAAUGGAAGUUAUUAAUGAAGGGAUACUCUGUAAUGAUAACCCAUAAGAUUAUUAUUAGUAAUGUGAUGAUGAUGUCCCUAAUUAUAGCUCAAAUUAAUAUAAAUUAUUGACAGAUGAUUUACCCAGCAAAGAAUCAUCAAAUGGAUUUACUAAUUCAUUUACUAACACAAUAGGUGAUUUUGAGUAACCAGAGGACAGAUUAUUUUCUUUAUAAAAUAUGGCUAUUAGAAUGACUUAAAUUGGAAGUGGAUUAUUCUUUAAUCAAAUUGAAAAAGAUAAAACUUAAUGGAUGAAUCCUAUUGACUGGAAAAUUUUAAAUUAAAAGAAAAAUAAUAUCAUGGUUGCUGAAAUUCCAUAAACAGAAAGGAAUAGAACAAAAAGAAAAAAUAAUUAAAAAGAUUCUGAAUUUAGAUUUGAUUUCUUUGAUGAGCAAGAGUACAAAAUCGAAGAAGUAAAAGGAAAAAAUAAAAAAUAAAGAUCUGCAUUUAAGAUUUUUGAUACAGAAAUCACACAUUUACAAUUAUUGAGCAUAGACUACCAUUACAAACCAUAAUGGCUUUUCAAGACAAGUUAUUUUGACUUGAAAGAAAUUGAAGAAUAAGAAAGACUUGCUUAAUAAAGAUUGUAAGAAGAGGAAGAGUAAUACAAAGGAUUCAAUGGUGACGAUGAGUAUGAUAUAAUAAACUAAAUUGAUGAAUAUACAUUAUUAGGAGCAACUCCGUUUAGAAAUACCUAAAUGGAGGUUAUGAAUGACAAUUACGAUUGCACUAAUACUUAAGCUAAUAAUAAUUUAUCUCAAUAAAAUGUAAAUACAUAGAUUACAAGUUAAUAUGAGCACACUCAAAGUUAUCCAGAAAGCAAAAAUCAAUAAAGAAAAAAAUAAAAUGUUAGAAAAAUGAAAAUAUAAGAACUUAAAUAGAGAAUUUGGAUAAAUUUAUAGGACAAGAUUUAAGACCAAGUUGAGAUAUCUUAUACUGACUUGAUUAAUCAGCUUUAACUUCAAAAGUAAGAAUAGGCCUCUAUCUAAAGUUGUCUUGUUGCUAUACUACACUUGUGCAAUGAAAAUAAUCUGCAAUUAUAUAAUAAUACCUAAGAUAAUUUUCUCAUCAAAAGAAAUACUAUCUAAGAAUAACAAUUGCAAGAAAUGUCUUAAGAUUGA
Tetrahymena thermophila SB210 is the source of this 2706-nucleotide messenger RNA. RefSeq names its product condensin complex subunit 2. Gene Ontology annotation, cellular component: condensin complex. Gene Ontology annotation, biological process: mitotic chromosome condensation. Lineage: Eukaryota; Ciliophora; Oligohymenophorea; Hymenostomatida; Tetrahymenidae. The transcript has 11 exons. The record is from RefSeq and is a predicted model, not a curated record. Gene Ontology annotation, molecular function: chromatin binding.